Molecule: messenger RNA, 2172 nt
Organism: Pipistrellus nathusii (Nathusius's pipistrelle)
Lineage: Eukaryota; Metazoa; Chordata; Mammalia; Chiroptera; Vespertilionidae
Source: the annotation of a GenBank genome assembly
AUGGCGUCCAUCAUGGAGGGGCCGCUGAGCAAAUGGACUAACGUGAUGAAGGGCUGGCAGUACCGUUGGUUCGUGCUGGACUACAACGCGGGGCUGCUCUCCUACUACACGUCCAAGGACAAAAUGAUGAGAGGCUCUCGCCGAGGAUGUGUUAGACUCAGAGGAGCUGUGAUUGGUAUAGACGAUGAGGACGACAGCACCUUCACAAUAACUGUUGAUCAGAAAACCUUCCAUUUCCAGGCUCGUGAUGCUGAUGAGCGAGAGAAGUGGAUCCAUGCCUUAGAAGAAACUAUUCUUCGGCAUACUCUUCAGCUUCAAGGUUUGGAUUCAGGAUUUGUUCCUAGCGUCCAAGACUUUGAUAAGAAACUUACAGAGGCUGAUGCUUACCUGCAAAUCUUGAUAGAACAAUUAAAGCUUUUUGAUGACAAACUUCAAAACUGCAAAGAUGAUGAACAGAGAAAGAAAAUUGAAACUCUCAAAGAGACAACAAAUAGCAUGGUAGAAUCAAUUAAACACUGCAUUGUGUUGCUGCAGAUUGCUAAAAGUACUAUUAAUCCUGUAGAUGCAAUAUAUCAACCUAGUCCCUUGGAACCUGUGAUCAACACAAUGCCUUCCCAGUCUGUCUUACCUCCAGAAUCUGCUCAGUUGUGUAAAUCAGAGCAGCGUCCAUCUUCCCUACCAGUUGGACCUGUAUUAGCUACCUUGGGACAUCAUCAGACUCCAACACCAAAUAGUACAGGCAGUGGGCACUCACCACCUAGUAGCAGUCUCACUUCUCCAAGCCAUGUCAACUUGUCUCCAAAUACAGUCCCGGAGUUCUCUUAUUCUAGCAGUGAAGAUGAAUUCUAUGAUGCUGAUGAAUUUCAUCAAAGUGGCUCAUCCCCAAAGCGCUUGAUAGAUUCCUCUGGAUCUGCUUCAGUCUUGACCCACAGUAGCUCAGGAAAUAGUCUAAAGCGUCCAGAUACCACAGAAUCACUUAAUUCUUCCAUGUCCAAUGGAACAAGUGAUGCUGAUCUUUUCGAUUCCUAUGACGACAGAGAUGAUGAAGGGGAGGCGGGAUCGGUGGAAGAGCACAAGAGCGUUAUCAUGCAUCUCUUGUCACAGGUUAGGCUUGGAAUGGAUCUUACUAAGGUAGUUCUUCCAACAUUUAUUCUUGAAAGAAGAUCUCUUUUAGAAAUGUAUGCAGACUUUUUUGCACAUCCGGACCUGUUUGUGAGCAUUAGUGACCAAAAGGAUGCCAGAGACCGAAUGGUUCAGGUUGUGAAAUGGUACCUCUCAGCCUUCCAUGCGGGAAGGAGAGGAUCGGUUGCCAAAAAACCAUACAACCCUAUUUUGGGCGAGAUCUUUCAGUGUCACUGGACAUUACCAAAUGAUACUGAAGAGAACACGGAGCUAGUUUCUGAAGGACCAGUUCCCGGGGUUUCCAAAAACAGUGUAACAUUCGUGGCUGAGCAAGUUUCCCAUCAUCCACCCAUUUCAGCCUUUUAUGCUGAGUGUUUUAACAAGAAGAUACAAUUCAAUGCUCAUAUCUGGACCAAAUCAAAAUUCCUCGGAAUGUCAAUUGGGGUGCACAACAUAGGGCAGGGGUGUGUCUCGUGUCUAGACCAUGAUGAACAUUACAUCCUCACAUUCCCCAACGGUUAUGGAAGGUCUAUCCUCACAGUGCCCUGGGUGGAACUAGGUGGAGAAUGCAAUAUUAAUUGUUCCAAAACUGGCUAUAGUGCAAAUAUUGUCUUCCACACGAAACCUUUCUACGGCGGCAAGAAGCACAGGAUUACUGCUGAGAUUUUUUCUCCAAAUGACAAGAAGUCCUUUUGUUCAAUUGAAGGGGAAUGGAAUGGUGUCAUGUAUGCAAAAUAUGCAACAGGGGAAAAUGCAGUUUUUAUAGAUACCAAGAAGUUGCCUAUAAUCAAGAAGAAAGUGAGAAAGUUGGAAGAUCAGAAUGAGUAUGAAUCCCGCUGCCUUUGGAAGGAUGUUACUUUCAACUUAAAAAUCAGAGAUAUUGAUGCAGCAACUGAAGCCAAGCAUAGACUUGAAGAAAGACAAAGAGCCGAAGCCCGAGAAAGGAAGGAGAAGGAAAUUCAAUGGGAGACGAGGUUAUUUCACGAAGAUGGAGAAUGUUGGGUUUACGAUGAACCAUUACUGAAACGUCUUGGUGCUGCCAAGCAUUAG